AUGUUCACCCCUACUGUCGCGAAUUAUAUCUCCUUCUUCUAUGCUGUGGGCAACACCCCCGCCAUCAACUUGGCCAAGAACUUGCCUCAUGGUAUCGAUGCCAAUCUUCUCCUUCUCGGCUGCGGUGAUGUGAGGAACAUCCUUCACACCUCGUAUCAUGAGGAUGGACUCCCCAGUCGCAAGCUUGACAUCACCAUCAACGACAUUGACGAGGCUGUCUUGGCUCGUAAUAUCUUUCUGCUCUCCCUCCUCCUGGACAACAGCGCCUCCGGCAAUACGCCAUGGAACCUGUACUACAACCUCCACCUGGACAAGAAAGACUUGAGCGUUCUAGCAUCCCAAGCUAAGAAGCUCAUUUCCGCAUCAGAGUCCUUGAGAUCAUGGAAAGCAAGCUCUUACGGCAACGUCUUGCCAUUCUGCGACCAGGCUACCCUCGAUGAUGUUCGUGCCAUUUGGGUCAGGUACGACGCUGCUGCCAAAUCUGAUGAUACGUCUGUGGACUCGGCCGCCUUGGUUGCCAACAUGAAGCAUUCAUUGGAAAUGAAGAAUACUGCCUUUGGAGGCGGCGUCUCCUUCACUGGACUGCGAUCAGCUGCCCCCGUCUCUUUGCAAUUUUCACAGCAGAUCGUCGAAGCAUCGGAAGAAUUCUGGAAAUCUGCCGCCGCAGGACCAAGCGGCGUCACCAGCCACCCAAAUCCCCUGUUUUAUGCCUCAUUGACGGAGCAUCACAUCUUGCAUUAUGGAACUGAUCCCAUUCUGGGCUUCCAUCUUGCAGCUGCGUUCCUCCGCCUGACGGACAAGUCUCCUCUCAAGCCCGACCAGAAGGAUGAGCAGUCCAAGGUCUUCGCCGCCGCGAAGACUCAGUUUCGAGAGUGGGCCACUGCCUGCGGCACUAUGCUUCGGGCAAAGAGACUAGUUAUUCGUUCUGUUGCCAGCGAAGCCCUGGCAUUGUGUCAAACCUUCCAGCACUACGCUGUGGCCCAGGAGACAUCAGCUGGAUGGUACCGCCGACAGUUCGAUGCCCGGAUUCUUGCUCUCGAUCCCGAAGCUUACGGAUCAAAGACAGCAGCUCCAGCGGCCUUCGAUACUAUCGAUACUUCCAACCUUGCAGACCACUUCGGUACUCUGAAUAUUCUUAUAUCGGCGCUGCCUCUACUCACCGCCCAACCUUGGUCAGCUCUGUUUACUGAGACUCUCCUCAAGACGGAAGAUACCACGAAGGAAGCAUUCGACAAGCUCCUUUACGGCCACGGUCGUACAAUCUCACUGCUCCUAGGAGCGAGCCCUGUAGAAUACUGGACAAACGCCACUGCUACAUCGAGCGUUGACGAGGUUCUUAUCGGUUUAAGCACCAACAGCAUACAUUCAGCCAAGGAUACGCCGUCUCAAGUGCACAACCGUAUCACAUGGAAGCAAAGCAAACAUUUCUCUGGAGUGAGCUCAAAGAGUCCUCUCAAGAUCGACCCAGAGGCGCUGGCGAGCAUCCUUUUCCGUCUGUACCUCGAUGUUUUUGCGCAUGAGAACCCCAUGAAGCUCCUCUCCAUCUCGAAAGCUUCCGUCACCCAGCUAAUUCGAAACUCGGCCUAUUCUCACUUUCAUCGUGGCACGCUCGUCUCUCUUCUGCGAUAUCUCAAGCUCAGACUGUCCGUUACCGAUUUCGACGUCACUUGCAGGCUGUUGAUAGAGAAGAUUUGCGCGGAAAGAAGUCUCAUGUUUACAGGCAACCUCAGACAGGACUUAUCCCUGCAGAUGCACACACAAGGUGUCUUUUCGGAGCCCUGGCUUCGUCAAGAAAUCAAGCCCAAUCGUAAGCUUGGUGGUUUCGACUCGUGGGAGCACGUCCCAGAGGUUGUGGCCGUUAGUCUUGUUGUGCCACGAGAGUCGUUUAAUCGGGUUUACGCAGGAUCGGGUCAGGCAAAGAUGAGCGCUCCAACCAUCAGAGGAUCCUUGAUCUCUGGCGAGAAUGCGAAUCACCAGUGGCGCAACUUCUACGACGAGGUUCAACUCGUCUUUGGUAACAUCGUCACUAGCGGCGACAGAGAGAGCAGCGGUUUUUCCGUCGUCGUCAAGGCUGACCCGGCUGGUUGGCUUGGAAACUCUCCGCUCAUUGCCUCCUUUUAUGUCCCAGCUGCUGCGCUCCAGAUGGAACGUAAGACGGCUUAUGCUCGCUUGGAGGUCGUCAGUUCCGCUCAAAGCGCAGUCGUUUUCAGCAAGACCUUGGGUCACGAGCUGAAAAUUUUCCAAGCGAAGCUCGGCGAUGAGGACAGCGUAUUCGUCACCAAGCACAUGCCUGGACAGACGAUGUAUCCCGCUGCUUCUGACGCGGCGGCUACUGUAGCCGAGUCUGAUGUCGAGCCCAAAAACGAGACCGCGCCCAUCUUCACCGCUGACGUGCCCAAGAACCAGGACAGGAUCGAGACUAUCACAGGCCAUCUUGACUUCGUCGCAGAAAAAGGAAAGAAACUGCUCGCUGGCAAGGUCCCAAUCUCCAUCGAACAAGCGUCACCCUUUACCGUCAACAUUGUGUUUGGUGACAAAAAGCACAUCUAUCCGCUCACCUUCCCAACUCCAGUCGACGCCAGCAAGGCCAAGACCCGCAUCGCUCGCAAGUCGGCCUACAUUGAAGUCGUCGCUCCCUUCGCCGUGCCCCCGACACAACCGCAGACGAAGACAGCUCUCGACGACUUUGUCUUCCCAACCUACCUCGCGCGAAGCCUUUCCAACACCCCAGCGGACCUCAACACCCCACACUUGAACCUCGACCGUCUCCCCAUCAUCGACCUCUCGGGCAAAGAAGACAACCGCUGGAUCACAACGCUCCUCUCCUUCGGGUUCUCCGUCAGUGAGAGGAUACUGCGCGAGGAAGUCAACGCAGGACGACAAGAGCUCUCGCCGUCCCCCAGACUCAACUUCAAGGAAUCCAUCUUCACCAUGGCUAUGCUCUCCUCGGGCCAACAGGGUGGCCAGACUGGCCUUUUCUGCCUCAACCACCCCGACCGCGGCGGUGUCCACAUGCUGGUGUUAGUGUCCGCAAUCAGGCUUGAUGCCGCCGCAGCUUCCAUCAUCCUCGACGCCGCGGUCCUGCCUAUGACAAUCCCGCUCAUUAAGAAAUGCGAGUCGUUCCUGUUGCUUCUCAGGGAGCUGAAUAUGUGCUCCGUCACGGUCAACGACGACGAGCUGGUGUUCUGGAAAAAGGUCCUCCCCGCCCUAGCGGAGCGCAGCCGGACGUGGAACCACAAGUCUUCCUGCGAGUAUCUCAAGACCGGCUCCGUUCCGCUGUCUCUAGAGCCCGGCGAGCCAGUCCUCUGUUCGUGCGGCAACGGCCAUUUCCCCGACAACUUCAUCGGCCUCCCAGAGUGGGGAACGGCCGCCAAGUACGCUACCCGCAUCGCCAUCAGCCCAACCUUUGCUGUGCCCCUUGUCGAAGACAUUGUCGACACGGAUCUAUACAAAAAGCCCGGCUCUGUCGUCCCCCCGCAGCAGGAGAGGUGUAGGAGUUGCGGCAAGACCGGCAAGGACGGUGUCGCGCUGAAGAAGUGCAUGCGCUGCCUCAAUGUAAGGUACUGCAGCCCCGAAUGCCAGAAGAAGGAUUGGCGGAAACACCGUGGAGAAUGCGAGGAGAGUGAGCAGUACCACAAGUAA
This is a messenger RNA of Colletotrichum graminicola M1.001, 3642 nucleotides long. RefSeq names its product MYND finger. Bases 1 to 3642 code for a protein of 1213 amino acids. The transcript is spliced from 3 exons. The record is from RefSeq and is a predicted model, not a curated record. NCBI's taxonomy places the organism in Eukaryota, Fungi, Ascomycota, Sordariomycetes, Glomerellales, Glomerellaceae. Gene Ontology annotation, biological process: regulation of transcription by RNA polymerase II. Gene Ontology annotation, molecular function: DNA-binding transcription factor activity, RNA polymerase II-specific. Gene Ontology annotation, cellular component: nucleus.